Molecule: messenger RNA, 1759 nt
Organism: Sinocyclocheilus anshuiensis
Lineage: Eukaryota; Metazoa; Chordata; Actinopteri; Cypriniformes; Cyprinidae
Product: signal peptide peptidase-like 2B
Exons: 15
Coding region: 73-1740 (555 amino acids)
Biological process (GO): membrane protein proteolysis
Cellular component (GO): lumenal side of endoplasmic reticulum membrane; cytoplasmic side of endoplasmic reticulum membrane; Golgi-associated vesicle membrane
Molecular function (GO): aspartic endopeptidase activity, intramembrane cleaving
Source: RefSeq, a predicted model, not a curated record
UAAGCGUAAACAGCUGAUAGUUGAGUCGGAGGAGGGCAGUGCGGAUGGGGGAGACGACAACUAUCAGGCAUCAUGCGAUUUUUGUCAAGUCUCCUUUGGGCAGCUCUUUUGAUCGAACAGGUUUUAGGUGAAUAUGGCAUGGCACAUUUCAGCGAUGGGGGGAACAGUAAAGGCAAAGAUUACUGCAUAUUCUUCAACUCUCAGUGGGCUCGACUACCUCAGGACCUCAGUAAAGCAGCACGGCUGCAGACUUACGAUCUCACCACCUCUGUGCUGUGCUCCCCCUCUGAUGUACCUGAGGGUGGCUUCCCAAACAGCAUCCCAAUGGUGAUGAGAGGAAAUUGCACUUUCUAUGAAAAAGUCAGAUUGGCCCAGAUCAAUGGUGCCAAGGGACUUCUGAUCGUCAGCAAAGACAGACUGACUCCACCCUCAGGCAACAAGUCCCAGUAUGAAGAGAUAGGCAUCCCAGUGGCCUUGCUAAGCUAUAAAGACAUGUUGGACAUCAGUAAGACGUUUGGAGAGAAAAGGCAGGUGGCCAUGUAUGCGCCCAAUGAACCGGUGGUGGACUACAACAUGGUGCUCAUCUUCCUGAUGGCGGUGGGCACAGUGGCUGUCGGUGGAUAUUGGGCUGGCAGCAGGGACAUUAAAAAACGUUACAUGAAGCACAAGAGGGACGACGGUGCCGAGAAACAAUACGAGGAGACGGUUGACGUCACCCCCAUCAUGAUUUGUGUGUUUGUGGUCAUGUGUUGCUCUAUGCUGGUGCUCUUGUAUUUCUUCUAUGAUCAAUUGGUGUAUAUGACUAUCGCAACGUUCUGUCUGGCAUCUGCCGUCGGUCUGUACAGCUGUCUUUGGCCUUUUGUCCGAAGAAUACCGUUUGGGAAAUGCAGGAUACCUGAGAACAACCUGCCAUACUGUCACAAGCGGCCACAGGUGCGCAUGCUGAUCCUUUCAGCCUUCUGUAUAGCAGUCAGUGUCACCUGGGGAGUUUUCCGCAAUGAAGACCAGUGGGCAUGGAUACUUCAGGAUGCGCUAGGCAUCGCGUUCUGUCUCUACAUGCUGAAAACAAUCCGGCUGCCCACUUUCAAGGCCUGCACUCUGCUGUUGGUCGUGCUGUUCGUGUAUGACGUGUUUUUUGUUUUCAUAACACCACUCUUAACUGAGAGUGGGGAAAGUAUCAUGGUAGAGGUGGCGGCUGGCCCCUCUGAUUCCUCUACUCAUGAGAAGCUUCCCAUGGUGCUGAAAGUGCCCAGGUUGAAUUUUUCUCCUUUGGUCCUGUGUGACCGGCCAUUCUCUCUCCUGGGUUUUGGGGAUAUCUUGGUACCAGGUCUGCUGGUAGCAUAUUGUCACAGAUUUGACAUUCUCAUGCAGACUUCUCGAAUUUACUUUCUGGCCUGCACUAUUGGCUACGGCAUUGGUCUUCUCAUCACAUUUGUGGCUCUGGCGCUGAUGCAGAUGGGUCAGCCUGCCCUCUUAUACCUGGUGCCUUGCACGCUCCUCACCAGCCUUGCGGUGGCACUGUGGCGCAAGGAGCUGCCUUUGUUCUGGACAGGAAGUGGAUUUGUGCCGUCUCCCAUUGUCAUGGAACAAAUCAACUGUACUCAAACCCCAGGACUGCCCACAGAUGAACCCCAGUCCAAUCCUGAGCCGGAAGACUCUGAAACGACCAAUCAGUGUGAGGACCCUCCUCCACCAGCACAAGAGGAAGUUCCGCAUCUUACAGAUGCAUCUACUACAUAAAGACAAGACUCGAAGGAUG